CCAAUCGCCAUACUUGUUUUGGGUGACGCCAAAUUACUUCUCUAUUCCUCCCUCUUGGUUGUCAAGAAGAUGGCAGCUUCCAGGCAGGCAUGAGAGGGAAUACUUCUUCAAAAAUUGAAUGAACUUGGGCUACCGCUUUAAGAUAAGACCCUCAGCGCAUCGCAUUGGAAAUCGUGUAUCGAAAGAAAGGUUAUGUCUUCUUCCGGUUCCAUUGUUUCUGGGACCACUGGUGCCGUUUUGCAACCGCGAUGGAAGCGAGUUCUUGGAUGGUCUGGUCCUGUCCCUCGUCCCAGGCAUGGACACAGAGCCGUUGCAAUAAAGGAAUUGAUGGUUGUGUUUGGAGGAGGUAACGAAGGAAUCGUUGACGAAUUACACGUGUAUAAUACAGCAACAAACCAGUGGUUCAUCCCUGCAGUUCGGGGUGACAUUCCCCCAGGCUGUGCUGCAUACGGAUUUGUUUGUGAUGGCACCAGACUGUUGGUGUUUGGCGGAAUGGUGGAGUAUGGAAAGUACAGCAAUGAUCUCUUUGAGUUACAGGCCAGUCGAUGGGAAUGGAAAAAGUUGAAACCCAAGGCCCCCAAAAAUGGUCCCGCACCUUGUCCUAGACUUGGCCACAGUUUUUCCCUAGUUGGGAACAAAUGCUACCUAUUUGGUGGACUGGCAAAUGAUAGCGAGGACCCGAAAAAUAACAUUCCCAGAUACCUGAAUGAUCUGUACACGUUGGAGCUUCGUGCUGGGUCCAGUGUGGUGGGCUGGGACAUCCCCAUCACAUACGGCAUCCUUCCUCCUCCUCGUGAGAGCCACACUGCUGUGGUGUACACAGAGAAAACCAGCAAGAAAUCUCGCCUUAUCAUCUAUGGAGGGAUGAGUGGCUGUCGCCUAGGGGAUUUAUGGAGCCUUGACAUUGAGACCCUGACCUGGACCAAACCAUCAGUGAAUGGGACAUCCCCACUGCCCAGGAGUCUCCAUUCUGCCACUACCAUUACAAACAAGAUGUAUGUGUUUGGGGGAUGGGUUCCACUGGUUAUGGAUGAUGUCAAGGUGGCCACACAUGAGAAGGAAUGGAAGUGCACAAACACACUGGCCUGCCUGAAUCUUGACUCCAUGUAUUGGGAAACAGUUGUGAUGGAUACUCUGGAGGACAACAUCCCUCGGGCCCGUGCAGGACAUUGCUCUGUGGCUAUUAACUCCAGGUUGUACGUUUGGAGCGGACGAGAUGGUUACCGGAAGGCUUGGAACAACCAAGUUUGCUGCAAAGACCUCUGGUACCUUGAGACAGAGAGGCCCCACGCUCCAGCGAGGGUGCAGCUUGUUCGUGCCAACACCAACUCUCUGGAGGUCAGCUGGGGAGCAGUAUCCACAGCAGACACAUACCUGCUGCAGCUCCAGAAGUAUGACAUCCCGUCUGCUCCAGCUGCAACAUCACCAGCUCUCAGCGCCACCCCGUCCCUGCCAGGGAGCUCUCCCAGGAGUCCAGCCCCGGCCGCCGCUGCUCCGUCUGCCCAGAGCCUUCCACACACAGCCAUCUUGAAGGUUGCAGCUCCUCAGUCUAGCACUGGGGCAUCUAUUGUCACUGUGCGCCCAAAUCAGGUUGGUAAAUCGCCUGUCACUGUGACAUCACUUCCUGCAGGAGUUCGCAUGGUUAUGCCUGUCCAAACCACCCAAGGAGCGCCGAUUGGCAGCAGCCCUCAGAUGAGUGGCAUGGCAGCGUUAGCUGCAGCUGCAGCAGCCACUCAGAAGAUCCCACCCUCAUCACCAGGCACCGUGCUCGGCCUUCCAGCAGGUGCCACUAUUGUCAAAUCAGUGGCGGUCUCUCCUGGCUCAACCACAGUCAAAAUGGCAUCUCCAGUCAUGGUGAGUAACCCAGCCACCCGUAUGCUGAAGACUGCUGCAGCACAGGUGGGCACGUCCAGUGUGUCUUCUCUCAACACGACCACGCGACCCAUCAUCACUGUGCACAAGUCUGGCACCGUCACUGUGGCCCAGCAGGCUCAGGUGGUCACCACAGUGGUGGGAGGAGUCACCAAGACCAUCACCCUGGUCAAGAGCCCCCUGACCAUGGGAAGCAGCGGCACACUGCAGAUCUCCAACCUUGGCAAGAUGAUGUCUGUGGUGCAAACCAAGCCAGUGCAGACAUCAGCUGUUACAGGCCAGGUUUCCACUAACCCUCUCACACAAAUCAUACAGACAAAGGGUCCCCUCCCAGCUGGCACCAUCCUGAAGCUGGUGACCUCAGCAGAUGGCAAGCCCACCACCAUCAUCACCACCUCCCAGGCAGGCACAGGGAAUAAACCAACCAUUCUGAACAUCAGUGGCAUGUCGCCAACCACAACCAAGCAGGGCACCACAAUCAUCAAGACCAUCCCCAUGUCAGCUAUCAUGACCCAGCCUGGAGCCACAGGUGUGACGAGCAGUGCAGGAAUGAAAACGCCUAUCACCAUCCUCACCACCAAGAUGAUGACCACUGGCACUGCUGGCAAAAUUAUAACGGCCAUGCCCAAGCUGGGAUCUGCAGCUGGCCAGCAGGGACUGACUCAGGUGGUUCUGAAAGGCGCUCCAGGCCAACCUGGCACCAUCCUGCGCACUGUGCCGAUGGGAGGAGUCAGAGUGGUCACCCCUGGUACCGUGUCUGCAGUCAAGCCCACUGUCACUACGCUGGUCGUCAAGGGAACAACCGGUGUCACAACUCUGGGGACCGUCACAGGCACUGUCUCCACCAGCCUGGCAGGGGGCAGCGUUGCUAGUGCCAAUGCCUCCCUGGCCACUCCAAUCACCACAUUAGGCACCAUUGCCACUUUGUCCAGCCAGGUCAUUAACCCCACUGCCAUCACUGUGUCAGCUGCUCAGACAAGCCUGACCACAGCCUCCUCUCUGCCCUCAUCCACUAUCACCAUGCAGUCUGUACCCCAGCCCACCCAGGUGACUCUCAUUACCACCCCCAGUGGGGUAGAGGCCCAGCCAGUGCAGGACCUCCCUGUGUCCAUCCUGGCCUCGCCUACCUCUGAGCAGCCCAGCUCCACAGAGGCUGGAUCUGGGGAUGGUACUGGCACUGUCACCCUGGUCUGCUCCAACCCCCCCUGUGAGACACAUGAGACAGGCACCACCAACACCGCUACAACAGCCUCCUCAAACAUGGGCGGGGUGCAGAGGGCCUGCUCCAACCCUCCCUGUGAGACACAUGAGACAGGCACCACCAACACUUCUACUCAGGCCUCGUCUAGUAUGGGUACUGGGCAGACUGGCACUGUGCAGAGAGUGUGUUCCAACCCGCCAUGCGAGACCCACGAAACGGGGACCACCAACACCUCUUCGACAGCCACAUCCAGCAUGGGUGGCAAUGAGACAACCACAGGAACAGGAUCAGUGCAGAGGGUGUGCUCUAACCCUCCCUGUGAAACCCACGAGACAGGCACCACAAAUACGGCCACCACUGCCUCUUGCAACAUGGAGCCUGGCGAGGGCACAGCCCAGCAGAGUGACGAAGGAGCUGGAAGUGCCACCAACACAGAGGUCCCCUCUACCACAGCAUCAGCUACCAGCGCAGAGGUCCCCUCUACCACAGCAUCAGCUACCAGCGCAGCCACCACCACCACCCAGGGCAGGGCCAUCACCACGGUGACCCAAUCCACCCCAGCCCCUGGACCCUCAGUACCUUCUAUUUCGUCCAUCAGUGCAGCCGCCUCCACAGAAGAGCCCAUGCAGACCGAGGAUGCUGCAUCGGCGGCAGCUGUGCCCAUGGAGGAGGGGGGCAUGCACUCACAGAUGGGAGCAGAUGCAGCCGUGGGUCUGCCUCCAGAGCUGAUGUCAGAGGGCCAGGGCGCCACCCUCAUGGUGACGGGGCUCUCCGCUGAGGAGCUGGCCGUCACUGCAGCAGCUGAGGCAGCGGCCCAGGCUGCUGCCACGGAGGAGGCCCAGGCGCUGGCCAUCCAGGCUGUCCUCCAGGCUGCACAGCACGCUGUUAUGAACGAGGGGGAAUCAGGCUCAGAUGGCCAGCAGUCCACCACCAUCCCCAUCGUGCUGACCCAGCAGGAGUUGGCAGCCCUGGUGCAGCAGCAGCAGCAGCUGCAGCAGGCCCAGGCUCAGGCAGCCGUCCAGCAGCAAGCAGCUGCCCCCCAGGCCAGCCUGCCCACUGAGGGCCUGGCCCCAGCAGACAGCCUCAAUGAUCCUGCCGCAGAGAGCAACGGGCACAACGAGAUGGCUGCUGCCGUCACCAGCGCUGUGGCCUCGCUCCUGCCACGCACCUCUGAGACUCUAGCCCCCUCGAGCACAUUUGCACUGGCAACUGUGGCCAGUCCAGCCAAGCUGCAAGCUGCUACUGCAUUAACUGAGGUGGCCAAUGGCAUUGAGGGCGGGAAACAAACCCCUCAACCAGUCCCUAUGAAGAGCCUUGUAAAAAAAGAGAACCAGUGGUUUGAUGUUGGAAUUGUGAAGGUGACAAACAUGGUGGUCACCCACUUUUAUAUGCCAGGAGAUGACUCUCAAGUAGAGGAUGACUCGGGCAACAUGCCAGACUACACUCAGAUGAAGAAAAUGGAGCUGCAGUCUGGCACAGCCUACAAGUUCCGUGUUGCUGGCAUCAACGCUUGUGGUCGUGGAGCUUUCUCGGAGAUCUCGGCUUUCAAGACCUGCCUACCAGGCUUCCCUGGGGCACCGUGUGCCAUCAAAAUAAGCAAGAGUCCAGAUGGAGCCCACCUGACCUGGGAGCCUCCCUCUGUGACGUCAGGGAAGAUUAUUGAGUACUCGGUAUACCUGGCCAUUCAGAGCAGCCAGACAGCCGAGCCCAAGGCCUCCACCCCUGCCCAGCUGGCCUUCAUGCGCGUGUACUGUGGGCCAAACCCUUCCUGCCUGGUGCAGUCCUCCAGCCUCUCCAAUGCCCACAUCGACUACACCACCAAGCCAGCCAUCAUCUUCCGCAUUGCGGCCCGCAAUGAAAAGGGCUACGGCCCUGCUACACAAGUCAGAUGGCUGCAAGAGUCCAGUAAAGAUGGCGCCUCAGCUAAACCUGCCCCAAAAAGACCGGUAUCUUCACCUGAUGUGAGUAAGGCGAUUGGUCAAAAGAAAGCAAGAACGGACCAGUAAGAAAGCAAGACAUCACCCCACACCUGCUAUUUGCUCCCUCCAUCUUCAUCCUGAAUUCACCCCAACUUUUGACCCAGGUCCAACCAGCUACAGUGGCAAAUCAAAAGAGAACCCACAGCAUCAAUCUGACAUAUGUUUUUGCAAGAAAUAUCCUUUUUGUAGUUCAUACAAUUUUUAAAGUAAAACAAAUGAAAAGCACAUUCUAGCUUUUUCUUUUGUCCUCCCAAAUUUGUCUUUAUAUAUAUAUAUAUAUGAAUAAUUUUGGCUUUGUGAGCUAGGUGCCUGCCUGAGCUUUGAUACUAUUGUUUAGUUUUUUACAUCUUUUGGGGAUGUUCUCAGACAGGAGAGGAUGUACAGUUGAAGUGUGAUAAGGUAGGAGGAAUAAUCAACAUUGAAAACAUAUAAAGCACUUGUCCUCCAAUAAAGGGGACAAAUCCCCCCUCCGAAGAAAUUUGCUUCAUCAAGAAACCAACCUGUACAGACAUCAUUCUGGACUCCUGGUAAUGACAUCACUGUGCGCUUUUACCCUGAGAGGAGGACUGAUGGCAGAUGCCCGGAAGUGGACAGAGGAAUGAGGAAGGAUGAGUUUUGUAAAGGACAGACUUUGAUAGGACUGAGACUUGCAGCACACAAAAAAUCUUGCAAAAUCUUCCCCAAAAAUGGCAGGCAAUGCUAAUAGCAGGAAUGCUGAAGAUCUUUGUGUAGUUUAUUUUUGUAUUUUUAAAGCUUUUUCUUGUGUGUAUGUGUAUGUCAGUGUGCAUUUUGGUUUGUUUUUUUUUACACUUGUUCAACCCCAUAGUUUUAAGUGUUUGUGGGAGGAGGGGUGGCAGAGUUGAGGUAGCCACUGUAUUUUAAAUCUUGGUUCAAUCAGUUGUAUGUUGUUUUAUCGGAGAGUAUGAAAAAGAACAACUUUUUGUAUUUGUUCUGACUAGGAUGCAGAGGCUAUCGGACUGAAGGGAACUUUAAAUAGACCCAGGGAGAGGAACCUUUACUUUCGUUUACUACAACUUCCAAUGCUUAUGUCACUUAAUGUAUGCCAAACCUAGAUACAUGGGAAUAUAAUGAAAAUGGUAUCACAUCAACAUCUUAUAUUCCUCUAGCAGUGUAUCCCAAUCAUUAGUGUCUAUUCUUUUUAGACUCAUGAAUUAGUGGCUUGCCCUGCCCCCUAAAGUUAUGUCAGUAUAUAAAAGAUUAUAUUGGUAGAAUCGCUCUCCCUGUAGAGUUCAGGUAGACUGAGUAAUAAUUCAGUUUAUUAUUUCAUGGUCCUGUACUUUUGGAACAGGUGUGCAAAUCCUAUGGUGAAAAGAAUCUUUCAAUGGGAUGUCAUGGGCAAAUGAGAAGCAUAGUCGAGUUUGGUCUCACUUGUAAAUUAGUUACUUCAUUACACAAGAACAUUUUGGCCUUUUUAUAUAAUUACUUGUAAGAAAAUGUUUUUACAUGUUGGUCAUCUCUCAAUUGCCUUUUGUGUCUUGACUUAUAAAAGAAACAUAAAUAUAUACCGUCUCCCUGAUCAAUUAUGUAUACUCUGAUUUGCUGUGGAUGUCUGAACUCUACUGUCAUUGAAACCAUUACAACACUUAAAUAUACUGUAUGUAUAUUAAUCCUGAGUAUAAUGUAUUCAGGAUUGAUGACUUAAAAUCCAUCUUAGAGAGGACAUGACUGCAUAUCAUCAGAUGGCAAAAUAAGGCUUUUGUCAAAAUGGAAGUUGCCAGAGAUAAAAACAGAGCCCUGGGAGAACUUGCUGCCUUUCUCCAGAUUGUAGUAUUUACACUAUGGUUUCAGUCUGUUUUCCAGAUAUUUCUAGAAUGAAAAAUCCUAUUUCAUAAACAAUCAUUAUUUUAUAUGUGUCAGUGUGUCUGUUGAACAAAACUAGACAUGCAUGCAAAACUGUAUUUUAGUAGUGAUGCCUUAAGUUAGACCAUAAGCUGAAGGAUCUUAAAAAAGAAAAUUAAAAAAAGAAGUUUGUUAAUUU
Molecule: messenger RNA, 7051 nt
Organism: Osmerus eperlanus (European smelt)
Lineage: Eukaryota; Metazoa; Chordata; Actinopteri; Osmeriformes; Osmeridae
Gene: hcfc1a
Product: host cell factor C1a
Exons: 28
Coding region: 193-5079 (1628 amino acids)
Biological process (GO): regulation of DNA-templated transcription; chromatin remodeling
Cellular component (GO): histone methyltransferase complex
Molecular function (GO): protein binding; transcription coactivator activity
Source: RefSeq, a predicted model, not a curated record